UAACACCGGUUUCAGAGUUCAGACACAAGCUGCAGUGCUGCGGGGCAGUGACUAGAUCCAUUGUAACGUGUCCCUACUUGCCUGGAACCAAUUGCUUUAAGCCACGUUUCAUAUUAUAUCCUUUCAUUUUGAUUCUACACAGAAACCCUUAAUUUAGUAAUUUAAUUAGCCAAUAAUAUAGAAGCUUUAGGUCAAAGUUUACUACUUUCUUUGGGAUUUCAUCUACUUUUCUUGAUUUUUUUCCCCUGCCCCCAGUUAAAACUUAAAACCCUAUUUGGUAUUGAGAAGAUUGAAGCUUGACCCUUUUCUUGCAUUGGAACCAUACACUUUUAUUUGAUCUACAUUUGAACCGUCUGGUUCCUUGUGUGAAAUGAAUCUUCAGAAAUGUGUCAGAAUGAUCUCAUCGUACUUUAAUAGCUGUUUAUUUAAGUUUUCUUUCUUGCUCUUUUGAGUCUGAAGAAGCAAUAGAUCAGAGCAGGAGGGUUUGUGAAUUGGGUAGGCGUUUGCCUCACAUUUCAAUUCCUGAUGUGGACUUCCGAAAAUCUCAGAGCAGCUGUUCAGCGAAAGGCUGAUUUGUAAAGCGAGUUGUUGCAUUCAACUUUGGAGAUCUUUUUCUUUCUUUUUUUUUUUUAAUCUUUUUCAGAAAUCUCACUUGAUUGUUUGCAGGGCAAACAGUCAAGGAAAGAUUUGAUUUUGUGAACUGGGUGGUUGUGAGUUAUGGUAGAGGAUGAAGAGAAUAUGAAGGCCUCUUGUUGUGAGGAGGCUUUGGAGGAAAAUGAGCCCAGAAGAGGAGGGUUCUGUGACUUUUUGUGUACUCCAAUUUAUUGGUUCAAAAUGCUUGCGAAGGAGACGCAUUGGAGUUUUGUGUUUGGUGUGUUGGCUGUAUAUGGAAUAAGCCAAGGGCUGGGUGGAGCUUUUAGUCGCGUUGGCACUGAGUAUUACAUGAAAGAUGUUCAAAAGGUGCAGCCUUCUGAGUCACAAAUUUAUCAAGGAAUUAUUUCAAUUCCUUGGCUGGUCAAGCCUCUAUGGGGCAUACUUACAGAUGUUCUUCCUGUCUUGGGGUACCGCAGGCGGCCAUAUUUCAUUUUAGCUGGAUUGCUCGGCGUGGUCUCCAUGCUCUUGUUGUCAUUGCAUGAGAAUCUGCAUCUUGUAUUUGCUUUGCUGUCAUUGACAGCUGGAAGUGCUGGUGUAGCUAUAGCAGAUGUGACCAUAGAUGCCUGUGUGGCACAGAAUAGUAAUAUUCAUCCUCUUCUUGCUCCUGACAUGCAAAGCUUAUGUGCUUUGAGUUCAUCAAUUGGAGGACUUGUGGGGUUUUCGAUCAGUGGUAUUUUUGUCCAUUUGAUUGGCCCUAAGGGCGUCUUUGGUUUGCUGACAAUCCCUGCUGGAUUAGUACUUUCAGUUGGACUUUUGCUUGAUGAGCCCCUCAUGGCAAAUUUUAGUUAUAGAGAGGUAAACCAAAAAUUUGUUGACGCUGGUAAGGCUAUGUGGACGACAUUGAAAUUCCCAGAUGUGUGGCGACCAUGUUUGUAUAUGUACUUAUCCUUUGCAUUGAGUGUGAAUAUCCACGAAGGGAUGUUCUAUUGGUACACAGAUUCAAAAGGGGGACCAUCUUUCUCCCAGGAGACUAUUGGUUUCAUAUUUUCAGUUGGUUCAGUUGGAUCACUCUUAGGAGCAAUACUAUACCAAAACGUUCUGAAGGAUUAUCCUUUCAAGGACCUGCUUUUCUGGAGUCAAUUGCUAUUUGGGUUGUCAGGCAUCCUAGAUUUGAUAAUGGUGCUGCGACUGAACUUGAAAUUUGGCAUACCAGAUUACGUCUUCAUUGUGAUAGAUGAAAGUGUCUCUCGGAUGAUUGGAAAUCUCAAGUGGAUGCCUCUGCUUGUGCUCAGUUCCAAGCUCUGUCCCCGAGGUAUUGAAGGCACUUUCUUUGCUCUCCUAAUGUCGAUUGACAAUGUGGGACUUCUGUCAUCUUCAUGGGGAGGAGGCCUUCUACUCCAUUUAUUGGAUGUAACACGUACAAAAUUUGAUAACCUGUGGCUGGCCAUUAUACUGAGGAGCAUUUUAAGAGUUAGUCCACUGUGUCUGAUAUUUUUGGUUCCCAGAGGUGAUCCCAAUGCUUCUGUUCUUCCAAGUGAAAUCUUAGGUACAGAAGAGAGAACUGAAUCAGCAGAAGAUGAGAAAAAUAUUGAAUUGGUGUCCCUCGUAAACAGUGUUGAUGGUAAAUAGCUUUAACAACAUUGUUGACUGUGAAAUUUGAAUCAAUUGCUUUGAUUGGUAAAUCGAUUUAACAAGAACAUUGACAGUCUAUGGAGGUCAAAGCCAAAGUCUUUCUGAGACAAUAUUGACAGUAGCUAAUCCAAAGAGAGAAGAAACAUCCACUUGAGAUUUCUAUAGAUCAUUCGCUUGAAGCACUGGAAUAUAAAAAGAAAGCAAAAAUAUUCUGGUACUCUUUCAGUGCAGAUUACUAUUUCAGUUCUACGUGGACCAUUCAGAAUUUUUUUUUCCCCUUCUUUUUUGAGGAAAGGAGCAUUUAGAAUUUUCACAGGAUACAGUUAGUUUUUUUUUCUUCUUUUUUUUCAAUAUACUAUGGCAGAAACUCAAAUUCGAGAUUGCUGAGCCAUUAUACUAUUGUUCCUGAAUCAUAUUUUUUUGUGUACUUGAAUAUUAUUAAUUUUGAGAAUUCAGUCAUUUUUGAGAAUU
Molecule: messenger RNA, 2697 nt
Organism: Manihot esculenta (cassava)
Lineage: Eukaryota; Viridiplantae; Streptophyta; Magnoliopsida; Malpighiales; Euphorbiaceae
Product: probable folate-biopterin transporter 2
Exons: 5
Coding region: 718-2223 (501 amino acids)
Cellular component (GO): membrane
Source: RefSeq, a predicted model, not a curated record